Telopea speciosissima is the source of this 845-nucleotide messenger RNA. RefSeq names its product casparian strip membrane protein 2-like. Lineage: Eukaryota; Viridiplantae; Streptophyta; Magnoliopsida; Proteales; Proteaceae. The record is from RefSeq and is a predicted model, not a curated record. The coding region runs from base 93 to 740 and encodes 215 amino acids. The transcript is spliced from 3 exons.
UUUCCUUAACAGCACCAGGUCUUCCUCUGAUCCUUUCCUCUUCAUUAUCUCUCAUCACCUCGCUCGUCUUCCAUAGAAUCCGUUUGACGAGAAUGAAGAGCGGUGAAGGUGAAGCGACCACCAUCGUCAUUGGAGAGGCAACCGUGGACACAAAAGGAAAAUCUUCGGCCGCUGCUCCGGUGGUUGCCACCACAAAAUCUAUCAAGUCUUUAAAGUCUAUCAACUACGGAAAGGGAGAAUGGAAGAAAGGGAUUGCCGUCUUCGAUUUCCUUAUAAGGCUCAUUGCUCUAGCGGCUACUCUUACUGGAGCUAUUGUAAUGGGAUCGACCAAUCAAACUCUUCCCUUCUUCACUCAGUCAUUUCAAUUUCGAGCUACCUAUAGUGAUUUCCCUCCUUUCACGUUAUUCGUUGUGGCAAAUGCGGUGGCCAGUGGGUAUCUCGUCCUCUCCCUGCCUUUCUCCAUUGCCAGCAUCGUUCGACCCAAUGCAGGAGGACCGAGGCUCCUUCUGCUAAUCCUUGACACAGUGAUGGUUGGCAUCACUUCGGCAGGCGCUGCAGCGGCAGCUGCGAUUGUCUAUUUAGCUCACGAUGGGAACCCGAACGCAAAUUGGCUCCCCAUCUGUCGACAAUUUAAUAGCUUCUGUGAUCAAAUCAGUGGGGCUGUAGUAGCGUCUUUCGUUGCAGCGGUCAUCCUCAUGUUGCUGGUCGCUAUGUCAGCAUUGGCCCUUCGGAAGCAUUGACUGCAAGGACCUUCUUUACUUGAAACCCCUCCUGUUUGAUUGCUACGUCAAUCUGAAUCUUCUUUAAUUUGUGUUUUCUUUUGACUUUUCGCUUUUUCUAGGGUU